UUUCUCUCCUACUUUGUCGCUUCCCUCCUCUACAUAAGCAGCCUUGUCGUUGUUAGGCAGGGCUAAUGCAACAAUAUUGCCUCUCUGUGUCUGUUUCUGUCUGUAAUUAAUGCAGACUUUAGCAAUGUGAUGUUAGGCCUAUCCAGUCAUUUAUAGUUAGAAUAAAUAACAAACCAUUUCUGGAGUUUAAAGGCUUCGGUCUUUGUCAGCGCUGUGGAGUCUUCAAAGGCGGCAGCCAGCAUCCGCCCGUUAAAGAUUGAGAAAACUGACAGGAAAGUAGAUUUCCCUCCUCAACUCUAAGAAGUAAGAUGUGUUUGGACAGAAUGACGGGCCUCAAGAUCGUCAGAGAGAAGGACCAGAACCUGAACACGCUGCAGAGGCCGAGCAGAAGUGAGACGAGCCGAGCGGGCCCAAAGAACUGAGACGUUAUGUGAGGUGUGUAUGAAGCUCACUGCUGGAGAACAGCUGACAGACUUCAUACGAGCGACGAGAGACAUUAUAGGUCAGUUCAACAAGCUGAGUGAACUGAAAUCUCCUGGAAUGGAGUUACCGCAAGUCAGGGCUACCAAUCAUCUGCUAUGAAAAGUGCCACCUGAACACAGGACAGGUACAGCACAGACAGAGUGAUCGCCACCUUUGACUACCUCAUGAACCCUGUGCCGCUCCAGAUCAACAAGUUCCAGAAAAACCACCCCUGAGACUUUUCAACUGAACCACAAACAUCUAGAGGAGAGAGAGACUGUCAGAGGCAAUCAUGAAUGGCCUGACAGAGAUGUCGGUGAAGUGUGUCCUGGUUGGCGACAGUGCCGUGGGCAAGACGGCCCUACUGGUCCGCUUCACCUCAGAGACCUUCCCAGACACCUACAAGCCCACAGUGUUUGAGAACACGGGGGUGGAGGUGUACAUGGACGGGGUUCAGAUCAACCUGGGUUUGUGGGACACGGCGGGCAACGACAACUUUAGACAGAUCCGACCGAGAUCCUACCACCAGGCCGACGUCGUCCUCAUCUGCUACUCCGUGGCCAACCCGAACUCGCUGGCCAGCGUCCAGCAUAAGUGGAUCGCUGAGGUUCGGGAGAACUUGCCCAAGGCGCCAGUGUUGAUUGUGGCCACCCAGACAGAUCUGCGAGAGAUGGGGGCGUAUCGGGGCAACUGCAUCUCAGCAGCCGAGGGGAGGCAAGUGGCUCAUGAAGUCCACGCUAAAGGCUAUCUAGAGUGCUCCUCCUUAAGCAACCGCGGCGUGCAACAGGUAUUUGAGUAUGCAGUGCGGAUGGCCGUAAACCAGGCCAAGAAGCAGGCCAGGCGACGGAUGUUCAGCAUAAACCAGUGCAAGGUCUUUUGACCCUUGACCUUGACUUGGUGGGCGCCUGAGCCUUCAUGGGCUGACUUUUUCAAUAAGACGUCUUGGUGUGCUGUUCAAACUCAGUGAGGGCUCGAGGUACAAGAAUCUAAAGAUGUAUUUCUCUUAUAUGCAUAGGGUUCUUUUCACUAACGGGGGUCCUGCAUCCCCAAGACUCUCAUGAACUCAAACCAUAUUUAAAACUGAUAAUAUACCAUAAUAGUACCUAAUGCAAACAUACACAGGUGGAAUUUCCACUUUUGUGUGAUCCAGAGUGAGAGACGUUAAGAAAAGAGUCCACGUUUGAUUCUUCUGCUCUGUUCUCUCUUUUCCGUGGCCCACAGCGUAUCACAUGGAGGUAUUUCAAAUGGGGCAAAUGUGUUUCAGACAUACUCCAUUCUGAACUUUUGCUGCGAAAGGCCUUCUUCAAUUUAAGCAUUUAAAGCUUAAAUAUCGACAUAAAGCAUCUUAAUAUCUCAGUUCGUGGUGAGAUCAGCAAAUGAACUUUUGAAUUGCAGCGUAAAAUAAAUAAGUGCCGUUACUAUAAUGAACAAAAGACACAACAAAGUAAUUUUUACUACUGCGUGGAGGUUUUAUGUAGAUUUAUCAGACGCGACCAGGGAAUAAACUGUUAAUAGGUCAAAGAGUAGACAUACAGACCUACAGGCUAUAUUUUCUCUGGAUGUUACCUGUAUUUUAUAUAUAAAUCUGUCAAGUCUAUUUAAUAUAGUACCUGUAUUUCUAUUGUUUGAAAUGUUUACUCAGACAUCAGUUGCAUUGAAAUGAAUGAAUAAAAAUGAAUGAAGAUAAAAAUUGAGAAGUUUACUUUAUAUUGGUAGAAUAUCCAAAUAUUUACAAAAGACAUUCUAGAAUAAAUUAAAGGGACAUUUUGAAACUUCACAUUUUAUUUAAAUGUUUGUUUAAAUAUUUCAUACAUGAUUGGCUAUUCUGUAUAUUUUUUGUGAACUGUGUUUUUUUAUUUAACUGUAUACAUCCGUUAAGAAAAUAGGAGAAAAACAUGUCGUGCUACCUACCUAUGUAUCUUACAAAUUACCCCCAUUGUUAUUUGUUACUGGAACAACAAAUUCACUUUCCUUAAAAUAAACUAAGGAUUCAAUGCAUUGACACCAUUGUUAU
Molecule: messenger RNA, 2476 nt
Organism: Chelmon rostratus (copperband butterflyfish)
Lineage: Eukaryota; Metazoa; Chordata; Actinopteri; Chaetodontiformes; Chaetodontidae
Gene: rhoh
Product: ras homolog family member H
Exons: 2
Coding region: 755-1342 (195 amino acids)
Biological process (GO): small GTPase-mediated signal transduction
Molecular function (GO): GTPase activity; GTP binding
Source: RefSeq, a predicted model, not a curated record